Messenger RNA from Diversispora eburnea, 963 nucleotides. Lineage: Eukaryota; Fungi; Glomeromycota; Glomeromycetes; Diversisporales; Diversisporaceae. The record is from the annotation of a GenBank genome assembly.
AUGUCAACAAAUUCCAUCAAGAUAUUUGCAGGAAAUUCUCACCUUGAACUCGCGCAACUUGUAGCGAGUAAGAUAGGUGUUGAUCUUUCCAAAGUAGUGGUCUUAAAGUAUUCAAAUCAAGAAACAUCAGUUACUAUCGGUGAAUCCGUUCGAGAUGAAGAUGUAUUUAUUAUUCAAUCAGGAUGUGGAGAAAUAAAUGAUAAUUUAAUGGAACUCUUGAUUAUGAUUAAUGCUUGUAAAACGGCAUCAGCGAGAAGAAUUACAGCAGUAAUUCCUUGCUUCCCUUAUGCAAGACAAGAUAAAAAAGAUAAAUCAAGAGCACCAAUUACUGCUAAAUUGGUAGCAAAUAUGUUGACGGUUUCUGGUGCUAAUCACGUUAUCACAAUGGAUUUACAUGCAAGUCAAAUUCAAGGAUUUUUUAAUGUACCAGUGGAUAAUCUGUAUUGCGAACCUUCAAUGUUAAAAUAUAUUAAGACAGAAAUUCCAGAUUGGAAGAAUGCUAUGAUUGUCUCUCCAGAUGCUGGUGGUGCAAAAAGAGCAACAUCAAUUGCGGAUCGACUUAAUCUUGAUUUUGCUUUGAUUCAUAAAGAACGUAAAAAAGCCAAUGAAGUUUCACGUAUGGUAUUGGUUGGAGAUGUUAAUGGAAAAGUAGCCAUUCUCGUUGAUGAUAUGGCAGAUACUUGUGGAACUUUAAUAACGGCAGCUAAAACACUUAAAGAUAAAGGAGCAAUUAAAGUAUACGCUAUCGUGGCUCAUGGAAUCCUUUCUGGAAAAGCUAUUGAUGUUAUUAAUGAACCUUAUCUAGAAAGAUUAGUAGUGACAAAUACUAUACCUCACGAAGAUAAAAAAAGAGUUUGUCCUAAAAUUGAUACAAUUGAUGUUUCACCAACUUUGGCUGAAGCUAUCAGACGUACUCAUAAUGGUGAAUCAGUAUCGUUUCUAUUUUCCCACGCUCCAGAAUAA